UUUAUGUCAUUUAACUGUAAAAGCGUCUAAUCGGUUGGUGCAGAAGGCGCCCCGGCGUGCAGGGGCGUUUCCAUUAUCAGCCCAAAUGACGAAACUACCAUCCACUUUAUCUUCUUUGACGAAGGCAUCUUUUCCUUCUUUGGGUUUUCGUUCACUGGCUCGUCAAAUAUCACGUUAAAUGGCGAACUCGCGAAGCGUCACGAAAGAACCGAGUCCGUCCGACGUUUACUUCGGUCCUUUCGUCUUCCGCCAUGGCCGCGUCCGUCUCUCUGGAGCUCACCGCAUUGGUCCUUGCUCAGCAGAACUCUGGUUCUUGUCUUCCCUGUGGGCAUGGAGCAUGUGCAUUUCCUAGCCUUUUAAGAGUUAGUGACAGUGGUUCCUUCAAUCGAUCUGUUAGAGGCCAUAUUGGAAGCUCACAAUUUUAUUCUACUUGUCCCAAAAGUCUUUCUAUUGGGCAGCCAGCAAGAUCUGUUGGACAAAAGAGAAUGGUGUGCUCAAAUUCUAUGGUGCAAGAUCAAGAACUCCAAGCUGAAGUAACUGCCAAGUGUUUCUUUGAUAUAGAAAUUGGAGGUGACCCUGUGGGAAGGAUUGUAAUGGGCCUCUAUGGUGAUAUUGUGCCACUAACCGUGGAAAACUUCCGUGCUUUAUGUACAGGAGAGAAAGGGUUUGGCUACAAGGGAUCAUCCUUUCAUCGAAUUAUUAAAGACUUCAUGAUUCAAGGGGGUGAUUUUGUUAAAGGAAAUGGAACAGGAGGAAGGAGCAUCUAUGGUCCAAAAUUUGAUGAUGAAAAUUUUUCUCUAAGUCAUACUGGUCCUGGUGUUCUGAGCAUGGCAAAUGCUGGACCAAAUACCAAUAGUAGCCAGUUCUUCAUAUGCACUGUCAAGACUCCCUGGCUGGAUAAACGGCAUGUUGUGUUUGGUCAUGUCCUGGAGGGCAUGGACGUUGUAAAAUCGCUCGAGUCCCAGGAGACUAGCAGAAGAGACGUUCCCAAGCUGCCCUGUAGAAUUGUCAACUGUGGAGAAUUGCCCUCGGACAGCUAACUUUUCCUGGGUGCUUUUUCUUUGUUUCAAUUUGCUUGUAGUUUCUUGGGCAGGCCUUUAGCAUGUAGAAAUUCAAGUCUAUUACUCCAUUAGCAUGUUGGCUUUCGAGGAUUUGUUCUUGUUGAGGCGGGUCACCCACCUGAUACCUCAAGUUGCUUGAACGCAAUUUCUGUAAGGAUCUCGUGCAGGUAUUCAUCAUUUGUUCAUUUGGCCUCUGAUAAUCGAAUUUGACAAUAAAUUAUUCUGUGUUCUA
This is a messenger RNA of Nymphaea colorata (pocket water lily), 1293 nucleotides long. RefSeq lists its product as uncharacterized. Gene Ontology annotation, biological process: protein folding; protein peptidyl-prolyl isomerization. The record is from RefSeq and is a predicted model, not a curated record. Bases 252 to 1040 code for a protein of 262 amino acids. Gene Ontology annotation, molecular function: peptidyl-prolyl cis-trans isomerase activity. NCBI's taxonomy places the organism in Eukaryota, Viridiplantae, Streptophyta, Magnoliopsida, Nymphaeales, Nymphaeaceae. The transcript is spliced from 7 exons.